ACAGCAACAGCUAUAUCAACAGCUAAUUCGCUUUACUUUAAACCAAGGAAUAAAAUCCAGUAAUUUAAUUAUGAACUUCUACAAGAUCUUCGUCUUUGUGGCUCUCAUUUUGGCCAUUAGCUUUGGGCAAUCCGAAGCCGGUUGGCUGAAGAAACUGGGCAAGAGAAUUGAACGCAUUGGCCAGCACACCCGGGAUGCCACCAUCCAAGGUCUGGGAAUUGCGCAACAAGCCGCCAAUGUGGCAGCCACCGCUCGAGGAUGAGAAUUUGAUGUCCAUCAAAGGAUUCUCCCAGGAUAACCUGCUUAAUUAUAAACACUUAUUUAUUUACAAUCACCUAGAAAUAAACUAGUUUACAUCCCCGCAA
Molecule: messenger RNA, 365 nt
Organism: Drosophila rhopaloa
Lineage: Eukaryota; Metazoa; Arthropoda; Insecta; Diptera; Drosophilidae
Product: cecropin-C
Exons: 2
Coding region: 71-262 (63 amino acids)
Biological process (GO): defense response to Gram-negative bacterium; antibacterial humoral response; defense response to Gram-positive bacterium
Cellular component (GO): extracellular region
Source: RefSeq, a predicted model, not a curated record